Messenger RNA from Candidozyma haemuli, 4782 nucleotides. Its product is annotated as cleavage/polyadenylation factor CFT1. The record is from RefSeq and is a predicted model, not a curated record. Gene Ontology annotation, molecular function: nucleic acid binding; protein binding. The transcript is spliced from 2 exons. Bases 1 to 4782 code for a protein of 1593 amino acids. Gene Ontology annotation, cellular component: nucleus; mRNA cleavage and polyadenylation specificity factor complex; endoplasmic reticulum membrane. Gene Ontology annotation, biological process: GPI anchor biosynthetic process. Lineage: Eukaryota; Fungi; Ascomycota; Pichiomycetes; Serinales; Metschnikowiaceae.
AUGAAUGCUUACGAUGUGUUCAUCGAGCCAACUACAGUCAAUAAUUGCGUUGGAUGUAAUUUUAUUUCAUCUCAACAGAAGCAUUUAGUGGUCGCUAAAACUUCAAUUCUACAAAUAUUCGAAGUAUUGAAAAAGAAACCGACUGCUACCCAUAGAGAAGGCUAUAAACUUAAAUUGGUUCUGCAGUAUAAGGUACAGGGAAAAAUUACGGACAUCAAACCAAUUCGUACUAUUGAGUCGAAUAAUCUUGAUUAUCUUUUAAUAUCUACCGAAAAGGCAAAGUUCUCAUGCAUAAAGUGGGACAGUACCAAGCAUGGUAUCCAAACGGUUUCCUUGCACUUCUACGAGCACGUUUUGGAGGAAACAAGUUAUGAGGAUAUUCCAAAGUCUCAACUUUUGGUUGAUCCAAACUCGAAAGCAUUAGCAUGUCUACGUCAAGCUAAUAUGUUAGUCUUUCUCCCCUUCCAUCAAUUGGGUGACGAGGAUGAAGAUGAUAGCGAAAGUGAUGAUGACGAGUCAGGUAUUGAUAAAAGCAAUCAAGACAAACAGAACCUGAAUGAUGCAAGAGAUGCGGAUGCGCUGAAAGUGGAGUUCAGUGCAGCCGUUCCACGCAAUAUGUCCCUUUUCGAAGAGAGCUUGGUCUUAGAAAUCAACUCGUUGAAUAAUAGCAUCGGAGAGGUGAUUGAUAUUCGAUUUCUAAACAAUUAUAGAAGACCAACUAUAGCUGUCUUAUCCCAGCAAAAAAGGACUUGGACAGGGCUCCUACCUACAUCGAAGGACAAUGUUCAGUUUACGGUGUUGUCUUUAAACUUAAGAGCUCGGUCAGCGACAACUGUAUUAAAACUUGAAAAUUUACCGUAUGAUAUUGAACGAAUCUAUCCUGUACCGGGUCCAAUGAACGGGAGCUUGUUAGUCGGGUCGAACGAGUUAAUUCAUGUUGAUGGCGGUGGCAUUUCACGCCGAAUCGCUCUCAAUGAGUACUUUGCAGACACAACGGAUAUGGCUCGUGGCUUCUCUGAUCAACUGUCACUCAACUUGAAACUCGAAAAUUGCACUUUUGCCAAAAUAUCGAACGAGACGAAAUUACUCAUGCUUUUACGCGAUGGCACGAGCUAUUGUAUUAGCUUUGAGAUGGAUGGCAAAGCUAUAAAGAAGAUGUUUGUUGAGGGUUUUGUAUCAGAGUCGUUCAACCAGUGGAAAGUCCAUAUGCCAGGUGAAGUGGCUUCGUUAGACGACGAUUUGCUAUUUUUUUCGAGCCGUACAGACGAUGCGUCACUUGUGACAAUUAAAGGGAAACAACACGCGGCGCUGGCACCCUCUGCUACUCUAACCGAAUCGAAAGCGGAAGAGGAAGAAGAUGACUUUUACGAUGAAAUGGGCUCCUCAUCGGGCAAUAUUUCUCAGGGAGGUAUCAUAGAGGUCAUUGAACACGAUAGUCUUACCAAUAAUGGCCCAGUGUCUUCCUUUACAUUGGGCCAUUAUUCCAGAGAGAAGUUCGUUACUAAUUUGCCAAAUCCGGAUUAUGAACUGAAAUCCAUCUUCGCAUCAGGCGGACUUGCUGAUACUGGCCAUAUUAACAUUUUUACGCCUACAAUUCAGCCUGAAAUCAAGACUUCACUUACGUUCUCUCAACUCAAUCGGCUAUGGACACUCAGCAAUAAGUACCUCAUUACUUCCGAUGACCCGAAUAACAAAUCCGAAAUUUUUGAUAUUACUCAAUCUUAUGCACGCUUACCAGCGAAGCAGUUUAUUCAUGACGAAUUGACGGUUGCAAUGCACGAGUUAAGUGAUGGAAAGUAUAUUUUACAGGUGACCCCAAAGCACGUUGUGCUAUAUAACAACCGUUUUAAACGAAUGUCGACCUUAGAUCUGGAAUUAAGUGACGUGUCAGAUGCUGAUAUUAUAACCAGUGUUUAUGACGACGGCUUCCUCAUGUUGUUUCUUUCUACAGGAGAGCUUAUGAUCUAUACUAUCAAUACCUACAGCAAGACUUUUACGAAAAUUCCGUUACCUAAGCUCUUGAAUGAGGCACUUAUAACUACUGGUUAUAUCACAAACUCGCGCCUCUUGAAUGCUGUUACGAAAGACCUUACCUUACUUACUGCUCGUGGUCAAAAGAGAUCUAGAGGCGGUAAUCAAGUGGCCGCGGUUAAAGCAGAUGAACUGUUCCAAGAUCCAAAAUCUAAGAUAUUUAUAGUGGUCACUGGUGACAACAGAAUUGUGGUCUUUAACAGAUUUCACAACGAGAAAUGCUUUCAACUCAAUUCAGCUGAAAAGUUUAGUGACUUGCUCACAUUGGGCUUUUUUGAUAUCGUUUCUGGUGAACCAGAUCCUGUUAUCAAACAAGUUGUUCUUAAUGAUCUUGGAGAUGAAACAUGCAAAGAGGAAUAUCUUACAAUUUUGACUGUCGGAGGUGAAAUUUACUGCUAUAAACUCUUCUUUGACGGAGAGAAUUUCAAAUUCAUAAAGGACAUUGACACCCCGAUCACAGGGGCUCCCUUUAAUGCCUUUGCCGAGGGCACAUCUAUUGAACGAAGAAUGGUUUUCUUUUCCAAUAUCAGUGGCUUCACUUGCAUUUUGGUAACUGGCAUUAUUCCAUUUCUCAUUGUCAAAGAAAGGAAAUCUACUGUUAGAGUUUUCAAGUUCCUGAAGAUACCAAUAGUCUCGUUUGUUCCAUUUAGUGACGACAAUCUUAAGAAUGCCCUCAUCUAUCUCGAUACGAAAAAGAACGCCAGAAUAGUGGAAAUUCCCCAAUCAUUCAAUUAUGAGAAUAGAUUACCAAUGAGGAGGGUCAACAUAGGCGAAACGGUCAAAUCUUUGGCGUACCAUGAGGGCUCCAAUACUUUUCUAGUGUCUACCUUCAAAGAAAUACCCUAUGACUGCGUUGAUCUUGAAGGUAAUCCUAUUUUCGGUUUGAAGCCUAAUAAACCGCGCGAGGCAUCGUAUAAAGGGCUGAUAAAGCUUUUGUCUCCUAUGAAUUGGGGGGUCAUUGAUACAAUGGAACUCGAGGACAAUGAGGUCGGAUUACAUCUUAAGACUGUCCCUUUGGAUGUAGGGAGUUCACUCAAGCGGUUCAAAAACAGGAAAGAGUUUGUCCUCGUUGGCACCGGAAGGUAUGCUACAGAAGAUCUCGUGGCAAAUGGAGCGUACAAGCUCAUAGAAAUCAUUGACAUUAUACCUGAGCCGGGAAAGCCAGAAACCAACCACAAGCUCAAAGUGUUCACUCAUGAAGAUGUUCGAGGAGCUGUCACGGCCAUUUGCGAUGUAACCGGGCGUUUCUUGAUUGCCCAAGGCCAGAAGAUCAUUGUCCGAGACAUCAAAGACAACAGUGCCGUCCCAGUGGCUUUCUUAGAUACAGCGGUGUACGUCACUGAGGCAAAAUCCUUUGGCAAUUUCGUCCUUCUAGGGGAUACGUUGAAAAGUGUGUGGCUCGCAGGUUUCGAUGCUGAGCCUUUCAGAAUGCUUAUGCUUAGUAAAGACGUCCAUGGUCAUGACGUCUCCUGUGCUGACUUCCUUGUGAAGGAUGAAAAUCUUCACAUCGUUUUAGCAGAUAGCAAAGGUGUCCUUCAUGCGCUUCAGUACAACCCUGAAGAUCCCACCUCAUCUAACGGACAAAGACUUCUUUCUAAGGCUGCUUUCAAUACCAACUUCAAAACCUCUUGCAUGAAAAACGUUCCCAAGUUCGAACAGUUCAAUCAAUCGAUCGAGCCUGACAGACAAACUUUCCAGACUAUCGCUUCCAGUACUGAAGGUGCUUUUUACGUCAUAUUUCCUGUUGAUGAAUCACUUUACAGAAAGUUUUAUGUGCUUCAACAGCAAUUAAUAGAAAAGGAAUUCCAUCCAUGUGGUUUGAACCCGAAACUGAACCGAAUGGGUAGCACCACGGCUACUGAUGGGAGCUCUCGCCCUAUUCUAGACUGUGAGCUCAUCAGGCGGUAUGCCAAGUUAAAUGAUGAUAGAAAAACUACUUUGAUGCAAAAGAUCGGCAUAAACGCUCAAGUGGAGUUGUGGAAGGAUCUUGUGGAGAUGGAGAAUGUUUUGAACGGUAUGAUGGACUCUGAACAUAACAAAGAAAAGAAUCCCUCCAAGAAAGCAAAAUCUGUUUCUUUCUCACUGUCUGUGGGAGAUAUCAGUAGUGAUACCGUGAAUAGUCAAGACGUGGACAUCCCAAAGACUAACAGUCCCUUGUGGCCAAACCCCAUUCAUUAUCUUUUAAUAAUCAAUGCAUUGUACUCAAAGGGUCUCACCCUUGACCCAUUAGGCUUAAUGUUAGCUGGAAUCCCAAUUUUGGUUCUUGCUCAAUGCUUCUACGGUUUUGUUUUGAUCACGCUGAGCAAGAAUACGUAUCAGGGAAGGACUAUAAAGGAUAACGCCCCUUUGGUUGUUAUUACAGCUACAGUUGCCUCGCUCCUACUUGCUAACAUCGUUUUUGUAAUGGUGAUUCUUAUGGGUGCCCCACUUGCAAAACUUGUGACUGAAACUUAUGUCCUUUCCAUCCAUAUCGCUUUGUUAGCUAUUCAGCCAGUGCUAGUACUUUUUAGACUUGAAUAUGGACAGUUGCGCAAGUUCUUCACAACAGAUAAAGUCUAUUCUGAAGUUCUUUCGAACACAGUCUUAUGCUCCUCCUUUUUUGCCUUGUUGGGUGCUUGGCUCGGUGUCAUACCUAUUCCACUCGACUGGGAUAGACCUUGGCAACAAUGGCCAUGUACAAUCUUGACUGGGGCGUACAUCGGCGGCUUUAUUGGGCAUAACGUUGCAACAAUUAGACUGCUACUUUUUUAG